Messenger RNA from Arachis duranensis, 2546 nucleotides. Its product is annotated as LEAF RUST 10 DISEASE-RESISTANCE LOCUS RECEPTOR-LIKE PROTEIN KINASE-like 1.2. The transcript has 4 exons. Bases 221 to 2293 code for a protein of 690 amino acids. Gene Ontology annotation, molecular function: ATP binding; protein kinase activity; polysaccharide binding. The record is from RefSeq and is a predicted model, not a curated record. NCBI's taxonomy places the organism in Eukaryota, Viridiplantae, Streptophyta, Magnoliopsida, Fabales, Fabaceae. Gene Ontology annotation, biological process: protein phosphorylation.
CUUAAAGUAUAGUAGUUUUCCAUGGGCGUGGUCAACACUCAACAUCUCCUUGAACUGGAAAAUGAAAAAUGAGAGAGAGUGAUGGGAACCGUGGCGAUUAUUUUUCCUAAGAACUCAACAGCAUCAGACCUAUAACUGGUGUUCUUAAUGCUUCCUGCGUAAACAGUACUGUGCAUAUAGAUAAAUAAAAGUGUUGUAAGGUGUAUCGAGUUUUUGAAGAAUGGAUUGGCACGUCCAUAGCGAACUCCCCAUGGUGCUUGCAUGCAUAGGGACCGUCAUCUCUUUGUUGCUGACAGCCGCUUUGCCGCCAUCCCUCUCCCAAUCACCACCUUCCAAUCACUCCCUCUGUAAGCAUCCAUAUGAGUGUGGCGAAUACAAAUUAUACUACCCUUUCUGGGGGGAAGACAGACCAGUCCAGUGUGGCGGCGACAAAAAACUCAAGCUUUCAUGCGGGACGGAGAGUGGUAAAUACGGCGGGGAGAUCGAUUACGCUUAUAUUGAAACGGACUCACAACGUUUCAAAGUGGUGGGAAAUGAUGACGCCGUAAAUACUACUUUUACAUUGGUGCCCUUGCCAGUCGCUGACAGAGAACAUGAUGUUUGCUCUAUGAAUUUCAAUUAUGCUCUGAAUUACCUUCCAUUCACCUAUAACCAAAUAGUGCACAACAUCACCAUAUUCUAUGAUUGCACCUACUCUCGGGAUUAUCAAAGCCUAGGGUGCGGGGGUAGUGGUGAUGUUGUAUAUUAUAACGGUACGGAAAAUGGGGUGCUGGCAAGUCAUGAAGAGCUUAAGGAUUGCCAACAUCGUAUCCAAGUGGCCGCUGAGGCUGUUGAGUUGAACGGGGUCGGAGUUGAUGAUGCUUUUCCUCUGUAUUUCGGUAAAGGUGUGUCGGUGAGCUACACUUAUUCUCAAGAUUGUAUGAGAUGCGUGGAGAGUAAAGGAAGUUGCGGGAGCAACGAUGCGCAUGCAUUUACCUGCUAUUGCCCUGAUGGAUCUAUUGCCCUCCCAUGUUCUCAUCCUGCUCCUGCUCCUGCUCCUGCUCCUCGUCCCGAUUAUCGUUCUCGAGAAAAGAGAAAUCACUGGAGAUGGAUAGUCCUUAUAGUUGCUGCUGCUGUGAUUGGAUUGGUAGCCCUUGCCAUGGCCGUUAUUUUCUAUCAAAGGCGAAAGAAGACCAGUUAUGGAUUGUCUUAUACACAGCCACGGAGCUUGUCUUCUGAUCCAUCAUCUUGGAAAGAUACUGAGAAGGGAAGUCAAUACUUUGGAGCGCACCUCUUUACCUAUACUGAACUUGAAGAGGCUACUAACUUCUUUGACCCAUCCAGAGAACUAGGAGAUGGAGGUUUCGGGACAGUGUAUUAUGGACAACUACCAGAUGGACGUUGCAUCGCAGUGAAGCGGUUAUAUGAGAACAAUUACAGGAGAGUAGAACAAUUCAUGAAUGAAAUUGAGAUCCUAACUCGCCUACGCCACAAAAACCUUGUCUCACUAUUUGGAUGCACUUCUCGCCACAGCCGUGAACUUCUGCUUGUCUAUGAGUAUAUUGCAAAUGGAACUGUUGCUGAUCAUCUUCAUGGAAACCGAGCCAAAGCUGGUACACUGCCCUGGCAUAUUAGGAUGAACAUUGCCCUGGAGACUGCAACUGCCUUGGCAUAUCUUCAUGAUUCUGAAAUCAUCCAUAGAGAUGUCAAAACCAAUAAUAUUCUUCUUGACAGCAACUUUGUUGUGAAAGUCGCAGAUUUUGGACUUUCGCGCCUUUUUCCAAACAAUGUCACCCAUGUUUCAACCGUUCCACAAGGGACACCUGGUUAUGUGGAUCCCGAGUACCAUGAAUGCUACCAGCUUACUGUCAAAAGUGAUGUUUAUAGCUUUGGAGUUGUGUUGGUUGAGCUGAUAUCAUCCUUGCCGGCUGUUGAUAUCACAAGGCAUCGGCACGAAAUCAAUUUGUCCACCAUGGCCAUUAACAAGAUUCAGAAUCAGGCACUGCAUGAGCUAGUGGACAAAAAUCUUGGGUUUGAUUCAGAUUUGAAGGUAAGGAAGAUGAUAAAUGCAGUAGCCGAGUUAGCAUUUCAGUGCUUGCAGAGUUCCAAAGAUAUGAGACCUUCAAUGCAAGAAGUAGUGGAUACUCUCAAGGAUAUACAGAGUGAUGGCGAGUACAAAGGCCAAAGCCAUGCUGAAGUCAUGGAUAUCUCAUCAACAGCAGAUGAUGCUGUAUUGCUGAAGGAUGAUCCGCCUCCACCGUCGCCGGCUUCAACUGUAGGGAGCAAAUCUACAACACCAAAUGCUAGUGGAUAAGUGAUCCUUUUUUCACAUUUCAGAAAAUAGCAGAGAGCGCAUCAAACAGGUAGCGUCCACCCAGUUAGAGCCUGGGCGCUAUCAUUAGUAAUGUAGAUGACUUUAAGAUUGAGAUGUACAUAGAUGCUGAUAAAGCUGCGUUGGUUAUGAGAGUUUAUCUGUUUAAUAAUUAUAUUAAUAUUAUUGUUAUAUUUUUCAUGUGAUAUCAAGUUUAAAUAAGAUGCAUUUUUAAUUCAUUUUUCCAUUUUAAUAA